GAGGGGGUGAACACCUCAUUGUUGGGAUCAUGCUGAGGAGGAGCAUAUCAGUACCACCUUAGGUUGUAUAGUAACGCCACCUUAAGUUAACUUGUAAAUAUUGAGAGGAUGGGGUGAGGAAGAAACUGCGAAUAAAUUGGUGAAUUUUUGACAACAGAUUCUGUGUUAUGUCUUCUUACUUAACAGUUAUUCAAGGUUAAACUAAGCAUAACUUUUAUUCGUCCAUGAUGACUGUGAACAGGUGUCAAAGUGCAGAGUAAAGGAAGUAUCACUGAGGGUUCAACACAAAUCAGUUGGUAAAAAUGCAAGCAGAAAAGGGAAAGACACAUAGCAGUACCAUGCUGGAUUUGAUGCCUGGUGAAGUUACACCUAGGUUUGAACCCAACAAAGAGCAUUUUGAUUGUAGACAAUUUCUCGGUGAGGGGACAUAUGGCUUGUCAAAGUUAUGGAUUGCAGAUCACAAGCCAUCAGGAGCCAUUGUGCUUUUGCGAAAAACAAAGCUGGAUAAAUUAGAAUAUGAUGACUUAGAGAAUUUUCAGUAUGAAAUGCAGCUUUCAAGUCAGUUGCAGCAUCCUUCGAUUUUGUCAUAUCACUGUUCAUUUGUGGAAAGCAGAGAGAUAUGGACAGUCUUCCCAUUCUUUGAUUAUGGGUCAUGCUCUGACAUAAUCCAAGCUGGCUUUCCAAACGGACUUCAAGAGACUGCGGUGCUCUAUAUUCUCAGAAGCGUAUUACAAGGGGUACACUACCUCCACACGGCUGGUUAUAUCCACAGAGCAAUCAAGGCAAGCCAUGUUCUUCUAUGUUCUGAUGGCAAUGUCUGCCUGUCUGGCUUGCGGUAUUGUUACCCGAUGUGGAGCAAUUCCCAUCGUUUGAAAGUCGUGCAUAAUUUCCCAGCUCAUGCAGUGGCUGUUUUGCCAUGGACUGCUCCCGAGGUUCUUGAUCAGAAUCUUGUUGGAUAUUCAGAAAGGUCAGAUAUUUACAGCGUCGGCAUAUUGGCUUUAGAGCUUGCCACUGGAAAAAUACCGUUCUCUGGCCUGUCCCCAACUGAGAUAUUCCUCCAAAAGCUACAUGGCAGCCUCCCGAGCUCGCUUGAUUGCAGCAUCAGCAGACGCAAAUCCACAGAGCCGUCAAAUUCUGUUUCAGAUCUGAACUUCCCCGAGAAAGAACGCAAGCCAGCCAGCCCACUCCGGCUUCGAUCAAUGUCAACACCGCAAGGAAUGUCACGACGCUUUGAUACAUCUUUACAACAAUUUGUUGAGCUUUGUCUGGAUAGGAAUCCAUCUCAAAGGCCAACUGCUGCGAAUCUUCUGUCUUCCUCAUUUCUGAGACAGGCAAAAAGGAAAAGCAAGGAAUCUCUACACAUCGCACAUAUGAUUCGGCCAAUAUCCCCCAUUGCUGAUGUUUCAAAAAUAAAGGGCAUAUCAAUUGUACAGGAUACCGAACUUUCUGACGUCAUGGAAGGUAUGUCCGUCCAGGAAGAUUGGGACCUUUAACAGAUCUGCCAUGUUUUAAGGUGUGAUGUUUCUUCUUUUGAAAAUAACGCUCUAAUUAUGUAAAUGUAUGCUGUAAAAACCCAAGAAUUCCUGACGCUAUAUGUUCCUAGAAUUUUAGAAUAUUAAUUGUUCAAUGUUUUAGUUCCUUCUUAGCCAAUCAGAAACGCGAGCAUAUGACAAUAAAGACUGCCCAAUUUGUGCCACUUGCCUAUAAAAAAGUUGAAGCAAUGGAGUCCAUGGGAGGAAACGAACUCCUUAAGUCUACACAGGCACUGAUUGUACACAGUCAACACAGUCUACACAGGCAUCUUUAAAGCCCUGUGCUUGCGUUUCUGACUGGCCUUUUCCGAUCCACGACUGUAUUUAUAUACUUAACAUCUUAGAGUUUUUGUCUUGAAUGCGUUUUGAAAACUUUCAAGUUGUUGUUUUGUUUGAUGCGAAAAAAUUGCUUUCUUAUUCAUAAUUUUCUUUCAUUUACAUCCAAAUCAGCAGAA
Molecule: messenger RNA, 1987 nt
Organism: Rhopilema esculentum
Lineage: Eukaryota; Metazoa; Cnidaria; Scyphozoa; Rhizostomeae; Rhizostomatidae
Source: RefSeq, a predicted model, not a curated record